Molecule: messenger RNA, 1657 nt
Organism: Mollisia scopiformis
Lineage: Eukaryota; Fungi; Ascomycota; Leotiomycetes; Helotiales; Mollisiaceae
Product: Pal1-domain-containing protein
Exons: 2
Coding region: 187-1557 (456 amino acids)
Cellular component (GO): cytoplasm
Source: RefSeq, a predicted model, not a curated record
AGACAAGAUGUCCUUCGCAACAGACGCUACAGCACCGCCAAGACCUGCAUUGACUGGCAAUGCGGCCGAAUUAUUUGUACGUCAUUCUAUUUUGGGCCAAAGAACAUGUUCCCCCUUUAUGGAGUACAAGAUCGACUCUUGUCCCAGAGUCGUCUCAUCAAUUGAACCACAUGCAUUCAGACAACAAUGUCAAUUACUUCAUCGCUGACCAUGGCCGUACAGGACAAUCUGACUCUCAAUGACAAGCCCCCUUCUACCAAGAAUGGCAUGCGACCACCUCCUCCCCGAUCCAACACUGGUGAAAAGGCACCUCCCCCAUACUCAGCAGGUUCUCGCUCUGAAAAUGUCCCCCCUCGAGGUCCACCUGGUCACCGUCCAUCUAGAUCACAAGAGGAGGCAAUGCGUGCUCGCAGAGCUGCCACUCAAGGUUCCUCUAGCAGAUCGCGCCCAAGUCAAGAAUUAGACAUCUUUGCCGAUCCGAUCGAAUCAUCCUCCAAGCCAGGUCCCAGAUUGAGGAGAAAUUCCGAUUCAUCGGUUCUGAGUGGCCAUCGCAAGUCUUUGGAUCCUGAGGAGGAUAGAAAGCGACAAGAGAGACGACGACGUGAGCGUAGAGAACGUAGAGAGAAGGAAGCCAAGGAUCCCAAGAACAGAAAACCACCUAAGAAUCUGGAUAUCAUCGAUAAGUUGGAUGUUACUAGUAUUUAUGGCACUGGAUUAUUCCAUCACGACGGUCCGUUCGACGCAUGCAAUCCUCACCGCAACCGACAAGGCAGCAGACGUGCCCCAAUGCAAGCAUUCCCUAAAGACUCAUUGAAUAAUGUCUUGGGAGGAGGAGGACCACUUAACAAAAGACCUGAUCACGCAACUUUCCUAGGACAGGCCGAUGAAGAAGCUUUCAAGGACUAUUCCAAAGGUGGUCAAGGAUUCAAUGGAUAUGAACCUUAUGACAACGGGGCUAUUCGUGCACCACCAAAGUCGGAGCUGAACGUGUUGAGUGCAACCACCAGAGUUGAGCCUAUCCACGGGGAAGAAACCCUUGGUUUGGGUACGUCUACUUUCCUCGAAGGUGCUCCAGCUUCCAGAGCAGCCUUGCAACGUCGUGAGAGUGAACAACAAACUUCCCCAACUGAAGCUGGUGGUCUUGGACGAAAGAAGUCAUUGGCUCAAAGAAUUCGUGGUGUCAACACUCGACGUGACUUUGGUCCAUCUGGUCGAAUCACUAGCCCUGAUGGUGUAUACUCCCCCGAGGCACGCACACCAGGAGGUACAAAGGUCGAAUCCAACCCAUUCUUCAACGAAUUCUCCAAGGGCGACGACAGCAAGAAGGAGAGUAUCACAAUUGUUGAGCCAGAAAGAACUGGUCGCGCUCGCGCACCCAGCAGUCCUCGACGAGGAUUUGGUGAACGUCUUGAGCGGCGAGUUACAAGCGAUGGUAGUGGUGACAUGCCGCCAUCUGUUGCUCCAAAGAUUGGUGGUGGCUUUCUGUCGAGAGUGAAGUCUCUUAAGGGUGGACCACGCAAGCCUAGAGCUGAGAAGCCUUUAGCGCAAGAUGCUUGAAGCAGGCACAUCUGAGCCACGACUUGUACCAGCACAGAUCUCGAGAAAAAUGAACCAGCAAAAGUAUACAGCGACGGCCAGCAGCCUAUGAACUAUUUUC